Molecule: messenger RNA, 1662 nt
Organism: Macroventuria anomochaeta
Lineage: Eukaryota; Fungi; Ascomycota; Dothideomycetes; Pleosporales; Didymellaceae
Product: DnaJ-domain-containing protein
Exons: 2
Coding region: 1-1662 (553 amino acids)
Cellular component (GO): cytoplasm
Molecular function (GO): zinc ion binding; nucleic acid binding
Source: RefSeq, a predicted model, not a curated record
AUGGGCGCAUCGCAGUCGACCGGAGGCGGGGCAGCCGAGGGGCAGGUUGGUGGGGAAGUCAAGACCAGCUACUACGAGCUGCUCAGUGUGGAGAGGACCGCGACACAGGACGAACUCAAGAAGGCAUAUCGCAGAAAAGCACUUGAGCUGCACCCUGAUCGCAACUAUGGCAACGUCGAACGCACCACCGCCCUCUUCGCUGACGUCCAGCAUGCAUACCAGGUCUUGUCUGACGAGCAAGAGCGCGCCUGGUACGAUGCGCACGAGGCCGACAUCCUGCGCGGCGGCACUGGGGAGGGCACUGGAGAGGACCAGUACCAGGGCAGCAUGAAGGUCACCACACCAGAGGAGAUUACACGAAUGAUGGGACGGUUCAGAAGCAACGUCCAGUACACGGAUGCGCCCAGUGGCUUCUUUGGCUUCGUGCGCGAGACCUUCGAGCAGCUGGCAAAGGAGGAAGAAUAUGCUGCCGACUACGAGGGCACCAACAUACCGAACUAUCCCUCUUUUGGCCACAAGGACGACGACUACGAGGGCGUGGUGCGCGACUUCUACGCUGUGUGGGACGGCUUCGCAACGGCAAAGAGCUUCGUCUGGCUGGACGUAUACCGCUUGUCAGACGCGCCCGACCGCUAUACGCGCCGACUAGCAGAGAAGGAGAACAAGAAGUACCGCGACGAUGGACGAAGAGAAUUCAACGACGCUGUCAGGACGCUAGUAGCAUUCGUACGCAAACGAGACCCUCGAUACACGCCCGACACACGAUCCGCCGAAGACAAAGCGAAGGCACAACGAGAACUGAGGAAGGCACAAGCUGCGAGAGCGAGGGCGGAACUGAACGCCAAGCUGGAGCGCGAGGCACAGGAGCUUCCAAGUUGGGCUACAGAACGACCAGCAAGCGAAUUAGAAGAGUCUGAGGAGGAAACUGAGGAGGAACACUUCGAGUGUGUGGCGUGCAACAAGACGUUCAAGAGCGAGCGGCAAUACGAAGCGCAUGAGAAGAGCAAGAAGCACCAAAAGGCGCUGAAGGAUCUAAAGAGGAAGAUGCAGAAAGACAACGCACACCUGGACUUGGAUGACUUUGGGGCCAGCAUUGGGGUCUUGACGCCUGCAGAGAGUGGAGGCGACGACGCAGUGAGCACGGAGGCAUAUGUGAUGAUGGACGAUCCUGUGGAAGACCUUACAACGGAGGCAGAGAAGCUUGGUCUGGACGACACACUUUCAGACGUGGAAAGCGAAGCAGAAGCCGGAACUACGCAUCCAGCCAACGAUGCGCCCAGCUUAGAGAAGGCUGCAGAGGAAGACGAUGAAGACGAUGAAGACGAUGAAGACGACGAAUAUGCCUCCCGCCCCGCUAUUGAAGCCCGCCUCGCCGGCCUUGCAUCUACUUCCGUCUCCACACCGCAGUCAGGUACAGAAACACCAGACACCGAGACUGCCGAAGCACAAGCACCGAAGAUGGGCGCAGCUGCGAAGAAGCGGGCGAAGAAGGCCGCAAGACAGGCCGAGAUGGAGCAGACUGCUGGGGAGCAUAAGUGCAUAGGUUGCGAUGCUUCAUUUCCUUCAAAGACACAACUGCACGAUCAUCUGAAGAAGAACCUAAAGCAUGCGGCACCGAAGACUGUCCCGACACCUGGAGGCAAGAGGGGGAAGAGGAAAUGA